AUGGUAAAAAAAGGCCCAAAAUGUGCAAUAGCUAAGAUUUUCAGGCGUUAUGAAUGUUUUUAUGUUUUCGAAUAACUUUUUCGUAUUUUAACUUGAUCAGCUUAGCUAAAAAAAAGUUUAAAUAUAACUUCCAGUAUGAGGCUCUCGCAGAUAAAACUCGAAGAUUUCAGGAUGAUCGGAGCCGAAUGUUGACGAUGAAGUACGGAAAACAUCAGAUGUCGUUGAUUCGCAAAAGGAUGAAGGUUCUUCACAGUUUUUGGUAUUGAUUCGACAGCUGUUCAGGUAGAAAAUUGGAUCGAAGGCGAAGUGGCAAAGCUUUUCAACGGAAAUGACAAUAACGUGAGCAAUCUAACCUAUUUAGUCAUAUUAGAGAACGUUUAUGAGAAUUUGCAAAUUAAAACGAUUUAUUUCAGGACGUUGAAGUAGAUUUGGACCGAGUACAAGACUUGGACACUGUUCCCCUCAAGCGCAAAUACGCGUUUGUCAGUGUUAAAGCUUUCUCAACUAUGAAGAAGACAGCGUUCAUCGAUGACAAAACAUAUUCAGAAUGAUCUUUGCAGGACCAGCUCCAGAAGGCGCAUUGCCCUGCUUCGAUGGACAAAAUCACUGUUUUUCUCGACGAGCUCAUCGAGCAAAUCAAUUCUCUGUGA
Messenger RNA from Caenorhabditis auriculariae, 650 nucleotides. The record is from the annotation of a GenBank genome assembly. Lineage: Eukaryota; Metazoa; Nematoda; Chromadorea; Rhabditida; Rhabditidae.